AUGAACGUAAGUGGGGAAAGGGAGAAGAAAGAUUAUGCCAAAAUAUCUAAAAGCAUCGGGAAUCUGACGAGUGAAAACCGAACUUUCGGCCCAAAAAGGCGAAUCUAGAUCUUCUAAGAAGUUCUGAAAACCUUCGCAAUGUUGUGCAGUUUAUUUUGCCAUGGCUUUAGCCGUGGUCGGCCAGCUAUAACGGCCAAACUCUCGUAAUAAUCCUUAUGAAAGCUAUGUAUUUUACAAUUGUUUUUUAGCUACCUAAAAAACAUACGCUUUUUUUAACUCGGUUUUAACCGCGGUUUUUGGGUCUAUUUACACUUUGCGAGGUGCAUCUACAACAGUUUACAAAAAAUCAGGGGUCGUCAGCUGGCCGAGCCAGCUGAAUGGAAAAUUGACAAACCGCGUCCCCCGGCCGGGCCUGUCUUUUGACUGGCCGGGCCAGAAAUCUGAAAAAAAAACGUGUCGCUGAUAAAAAUGUCGAAGAUGAUGUAGUACUAAAAUAAAAAUGGGAAAGAUCAUUAAAAUUAGUGCUACAGGUCUGUUCCUCAUAAUUCAACGCGUGUAUAAGUCACAAAAAGGUACAAUGAGAUUUGCCACUUUUCUUUUUUAGCGUAUAAGAUAGCGAUCCUACUUGAUUGUCGGGUGGGCGCAGCUAGGCCGAAUAAAUAAAAAUAAAUAAAAUUUAUUUUUAUUUAUUUUUAGAAUCUCGGGUGGAGUAGAAUGAGCUCGCGACUGUUGGAGGAACCCACAGCCAAGUAUACAUCAAGGAGGUCUACUUCUUCUCUUACUAACACUUCCCAGAAGGCUCAUGUAGUGAAUGUGAUUGUUAUAGAAGUGGGAGAGAGGCUUACAAGGUUCGUUUUCUAUUGUUUUUCCUUGUUAGCUAUGCUUUAGGAUUGGAUUUGCCGGGGAGUUCUGUCCCCGAGAAAUAUUCAAGACCGAAUAUGUUGACAGCCUGAGACCAUCUAUUACACAUAAGCUCAUUGAUAAAAAUAGGGAUCCUGAAUCUCAAAACAAAAUUAUUGGGAAUUUCUUUAAGGAUAUUACCUUAAGGUGAGUGUGUUCUUUUUAGUUUAUCUACAAUUUAGACGGCUGAUGAAGAGUGCGAAUGGAUUAAAUGUAGUGAUUGUGGAUAAUCUGUUAUCUUCAUAUGAGUUCAGAGAUGCAUGUGGAAGGGCUUUGUUUGAGAACCCAUCACUUGGAGCUGCCGGUGUUUGCUAUGUUCCCUCUCCGUUGAUGCAACUUGUUUCAUACAACGUGAAGACAGCAUUAGUUGUGGAUCUUGGGAUAAAGGAGGCGUUGGUUACCCCUGUUUACGAAAGGGUUGUGAUGGGAGUAAAUUCAAAGGUAACAACCUUAUCGACUUUGGUAGCUGAGAAGAAAGUCAGAGGGUUGAUGAGGAAGAUGGGUAGAGUGCGGAAUAUCGACGGAGAUCUCAGAGAAUUGUCGGAGGAAGAUAUGAUUGUAUUCGAUAAGAAGGGAUUGGCUGAAGAUAUUCUGUUUCGAUUUUGUUUUGCAACGAAGAGGGAAAGGGGACUUAAGAUUCAAGAAAAGGGUAUGCGUUAAGAUUUGCUUAUGCCUUUCUGUUCUAGGUUUGGACCCCGAUUGUGAGAUUGAUCCUCCCCCUCCGGAUGUUAAGAUUCCUUAUGGAAGUGAAUACAUGGUUAUUCCUGGGCUGAUCCGGUAUAAUUUUUUUUAUUAUCUUGCUAUCGGAGCUUGUAGUUAUUAUUAUUUUUAAUUUGUUAGGGAAGCCGCAGCCGAAGUUUUGUUCAUCACCACGGAAGAUGGGUUAUCGCUUCAAGAUACGAUCAUUGAAUGCAUUAGAGGAUUAAAUAUUGAUCUCAAGAGACCAAUGCUGAAUGGAAUUCUUGUUGUCGGCGGUCUAUCAAUGAUGAAAGGUCUUUUACAUCGACUGGAAGAGGAACUUCUAGUGUUGAUUGAGAAUGACGAAAAGCUGAGAACCAUUGGAGAAGUUGGAUUUUACCGAGAAACAGAUCAACCUAGCCUUAACUUUUACUCAGCCUGGUUAGGAGGUAAGUUGUCAUAACUAAUUAUAACAACAAAUGACGUUUGCCAGCCAGCCUUUUUGGUUCUCUGGACGCAAUUUCUUCUCGACUUAUAACGAGAAACGAAUGGAAUAAGACAAAGCAUAUCCCGGACUGGACUGAUCUCACUGAAAACGAUGAGAUCACUAUUGAAGAUGACUGUAAAGUAUCCGAAAUUACUGUGGAUCUGCCUUGGGAGUCGUUGAAAGUUUAA
This is a messenger RNA of Bursaphelenchus xylophilus (pine wood nematode), 2253 nucleotides long. The record is from the annotation of a GenBank genome assembly. NCBI's taxonomy places the organism in Eukaryota, Metazoa, Nematoda, Chromadorea, Rhabditida, Aphelenchoididae.